AUGGUUAAGCCAGAUUAGGAUUUAAUGAAAAUGAUAAAAAAUUAAAUGAUCAAUUUCAUAUACAAUUAUUGCAAUUUGGAUUAUAAAAAAAAAAGGAUCGAAAAAAAGGUUCUCGUAAUGUAAAAAAUGUUACUUAUUUAUAUAAAUACCCCCAGUACUAAAUAAGAUUCAUUUAGUUUAUAUAAUAAAAGAUUAAAAAAAAAGAUAAAUACUUUAAAUUGUAAAAAAUCUUAGAUGAAAUAUAAAUCUAAAUAAUCUCUAGAAGAGAAAAUGAAAAUUGAAGAAUACUUUUAAAAUAAAAAAGUCUUAAGGAAUCGAAUAUUAUCGAUCAAUUCCCUCUUUAUUAGACUGUUUCUGAAAAUUUGA
Molecule: messenger RNA, 366 nt
Organism: Paramecium sonneborni
Lineage: Eukaryota; Ciliophora; Oligohymenophorea; Peniculida; Parameciidae
Source: the annotation of a GenBank genome assembly